Molecule: messenger RNA, 2187 nt
Organism: Telopea speciosissima
Lineage: Eukaryota; Viridiplantae; Streptophyta; Magnoliopsida; Proteales; Proteaceae
Product: ETHYLENE INSENSITIVE 3-like 3 protein
Exons: 3
Coding region: 70-1914 (614 amino acids)
Cellular component (GO): nucleus
Molecular function (GO): DNA binding; DNA-binding transcription factor activity
Source: RefSeq, a predicted model, not a curated record
AAGAGGAAGACUCUUUUUAUAGGGUUUUUUUUCUCACUAUUAUUAGGUUUAGCUGGUUCUGCAAUCUCUAUGCAAUCGAAAGGGAUGGUGGAGCAGGAGUUUGACGAUAUUGGAGUUGAUACUGGUUCGGAUAUUGAAGUCGACGAUAUUAGGUGUGAGAAUCUAGCAGAUAAAGAUGUUAGCGAUGAGGAGAUUGAGGCAGAAGACUUGGAGAGGCGAAUGUGGAAGGACAGGAUCAAGCUCAGGAGAAUCAGGGAAAAGCAUAAGCAUGCAGCUCAACAGGCUGCUGAGAAGCCCAAGCCCCAGCAUACUUCUGAUCAAGCUCGGAGGAAGAAAAUGGCGAGAGCACAGGAUGGAAUCCUCAAGUACAUGUUGAAGUUGAUGGAAGUGUGCAAAGCCCGCGGGUUCGUGUACGGUAUCAUUCCUGAGAAGGGGAAGCCCAUGAGUGGUGCCUCUGAUAACAUAAGAGCUUGGUGGAAAGAGAAGGUGAAAUUUGAUAAGAACGGACCAGCAGCCAUAGCCAAAUACGAGGCAGAGUGUUUGGCUGCUGGGGAGGCAGAGAAUAAGAGACGGGGUAACUCUCAGAGCAGCCUGCAGGACCUUCAAGAUGCCACGUUGGGCUCUCUCCUAUCGUCAUUGAUGCAGCACUGUGAUCCUCCACAGCGAAAAUACCCAUUAGAGAAGGGUGUACCACCGCCAUGGUGGCCUUCGGGGAAUGAGGAUUGGUGGAUAAAAAUGGGACUACCCAUUGGUCAGGUUUCUCCUUACAAAAAACCCCAUGAUCUGAAGAAGGUUUUGAAGGUUGGAGUGCUGACGGCUGUGAUCAAACACAUGUCCCCAAAUAUUGCAAAGAUCAGGAGGCAUGUUCGUCAGUCAAAAUGUUUGCAGGAUAAAAUGACUGCCAAGGAAAGCUUAAUUUGGUUGGGAGUGUUGAGCCAAGAGGAGUCUGUUAUCCAGCAGCCUAGCAGUGAUAAUGGGGCAUCUGGCAUAACUGAGACGCCUCAUAAUGGUCGUGGUGAAAGGAAGGAGGCUGUGGCUAGUAGUAGUGACAGUGACUAUGAUGUCAAUGGUGUUGAGGAUGGUGUUGGUUCAGCUUCAUCUAAAGUAGAGCAGAGAAAUCAACCAAUGGAUAUGGAACCUCGUGUAGACCCAUCUCAUAACCCAAAGCAUCGUGUCCAAGAUAAAAAGAAAGUAGAACAAUCAAGGAGAAAAAGACCUCGUGGGAGCUCAACUCCUGUGGAUCAACAAACCACCCCAUCGCAAAAUGAACAUCUACAUGGGAAACUUAGAAAUACUCUUCCAGAUAUGAACAAUGCAGACUUGCAGUUGGAUGGAUACCAGAUGCAUGUUGUUCAACAGGAAAAUGGCCAAAUGGCAUCUUCAGGGCCUUUGGAGAAAGACCCAGAGAUCCCACCCCAACCAGCUGAAUUUUCGAUUGACAACUUCUCAGCCCUCCCUCCUAUGAAUGCUGCUACCCCUCAGAGCUUGUAUACUGGUGUAAGGCCCAUAUCAUAUGCAGUCAUGCAAAAUACUGAGUUACACCCUGGAGCCAACUACUUUCUCUAUAAUACACCAGCAGAAUAUAGGCUACCUCAGGACAAACUGCUGCCAGAAAUGGCAAUGGCUGAGUCCCAGAUCAGGGCAGAGGAAACUGGAGUUCCUGCAUCAUUACUUGUAGGAAAUGAAAACGGAAUUACUGGAGUUGACAUUCACCAUUUUGUAAAAGACACAUUCCACAGUGAGCAAGACAAACCAGUUGAAAGUCACUUCGGAUCUCCACUUGAUGGCCUAUCACUAGAUUAUGGAGGAUUCAACAGUCCAUUUCCUUUUGGAAUUGAUGGUACUAGUUCAUUAGAUCCUGCUGAUUUAGAUUUUUCACUUGACGAGGACUUCAUCCAGUACUUUGGAGCCUAGAGUCUAACAACCAACACUUUGGAGCAAAGAGUAAUGAAGCUCGUAUUGUGGAUGGGACAUUGAAUUUCUAAACCAUCAUACUUGUGGUCAAUAUCUGGUGUUAUGAUUUGAGGAGCUCAAGGCUAUAAGUAAUGCACAUGUAAGUGUGCAUGUUACGCAUUACAUGGAAGGAAUUAUGAUUUUUCUUGUAUUUUGGUUGGCCUAACUUCUUGUAAUAUGGAUGACAAUCAAGGAGUAAUUGUAAAUUCCUUAAAUUAUUUCUUAUUCUCAAAA